Messenger RNA from Mesitornis unicolor (brown roatelo), 1618 nucleotides. Its product is annotated as KIAA1328 ortholog. Lineage: Eukaryota; Metazoa; Chordata; Aves; Mesitornithiformes; Mesitornithidae. The transcript is spliced from 8 exons. The annotation marks the transcript as partial. The record is from RefSeq and is a predicted model, not a curated record.
AUGGGCAGUAGUUCUUCCAUGCUUGCAAACUUUCAUAUCAGAACUGUCAUCAUCAAAACACUUUUUGUUUCUUUAAAGGACUAUGUUCAUAAACAGGUUUAUGUUCGCAAAGCCAAUUUGAGAAUCUAUUGUAAUAUCAAGCCUAGUGCCAAGGUUUUGAUGUAUUCCAGUGAAGUUGACAACCCUUAUAUUACUGCCAUAAGAGCCACAGAAAAGGUAUUCAAUGUCUUGAUAGAGGGACUGAUGAAACUGGAACAUCUUGUUGCUGAAGAUGGAGAUUUAAGUAUUGUGUUCUCUUCUGGACAUGGAUCAAAGUAUGCAGCCUUGAAUGAAAGGGUGGUCCAAGUCAGAGCUGCAGUCGAGGACUGUGGGAGUCAGUCAUCCCUGGUCAUCUUGUUGGGCGUCUAUCAGGGCUUGUCUGCAUGGAUUAGCGUCCAAAAAUCAUUGCCGAUCUCUGAAAGGCCUGUAGCGCUGCAUCUGUGGCUGUGGGUUUUGGAGCCAUUGGUGCUAAAGCAAAGAGAUUGGAUUUGGCAGCAGUACAGAGAAUGCCAGGAACUUUUGAGCCUUUAUCAGAGGUACCUUGCUGAGCAGCAGGAAAAGCUGUCGCUCUCCCUUUCUGAACUCAGUGCUGCCAAGGAAAAGGAGCAGAAGGUAUGCAGUACGACGAGCUUGUGCCAGCAACCAUCCUUGGAGCUGAAUGGUUCCUACUUGGGUAUUUUGAGACCUCAAGCUCUUCAUAAGAACAGCAGAGCACCAAAGGUUGAAAGCCCAGCCUGCGUGGCGUCGGCUCAGCCUUGCAGCAAUAACCACGAUAACAGGACUGAAGUCCGUUACAACCGUCAGGAGCAGCUGAAGGGAUAUCCGGUAGAAAAUGACUUGGGCAGGAAGUGUAACAACAUAAAUUCUCUGGCCAAGCAGAGGAGCCCUCACCAUGUGCAACCAGCUCAGGAGGUGGACCAGAAAGUAAAUGAAUUUCGGAGCACGUGCCCUCAGCAAGUGAGUUGCUGUUGUGCCUACAGGCACGCAGGUUGCUCAGGGAGCGUGCAGGAGAGCCACCAUGGCAGCCAGGCACUUAGAAGACACCCUGGGCCAGUUCACAAAACCUGUGAUUAUUCCAGACACUCUCGAGUUUCUGGGAUGAAUGACAGUGUGGACUCAGGGCCUAAGGCAGCAGGGCAGGCGAAAAAAUUGUAUGAAGUAAGAAGGCAGAAGCUGCUCCUGCAGAAAAUGGAGCUGGAAAUUGAAAAGGAACGACUCCAACAUUUGUUGGCUCAGCAAGAAGCAAAACUGCUCCUAAAACAACAGCAACUGCACCAGUCCCGUCUGGAUUAUAACAGGUUUAGAGGCUGCAUACCUGGGUCAGAAGAUGUGCCCAUUGAUGAAGCACCUGGAGAACUUGCUCUGAUGAUGAACGGCAACAGCACGGGGCUAAGUGUACCGGUGUCAAAACAUGGAGAAUAUUUUCCAAGGACACCUCCAGUGGGCAAAACCUUGAGAACACCAAAGAGCAGUGGAGGGAGCAGCUUGGGGAAGAAAAUGGUUGGUUUUGGUGCAAACGUGGAACAUGUGCAAACCUUUCUGAAUCAACCCAAGAGAGAAGGCACCAAGUCAAGGAGAG